Echinops telfairi (small Madagascar hedgehog) is the source of this 9126-nucleotide messenger RNA. It is a transcript of the gene COL7A1, whose product is annotated as collagen type VII alpha 1 chain. The transcript is spliced from 118 exons. Gene Ontology annotation, molecular function: protein binding; serine-type endopeptidase inhibitor activity. The record is from RefSeq and is a predicted model, not a curated record. Lineage: Eukaryota; Metazoa; Chordata; Mammalia; Afrosoricida; Tenrecidae.
AUGCGGCUGCGACUCCUGGUGGCCGCGCUCUGCUCCUGGGUGCUGGCAGGGGCGCCCAGGGUGCGGGCCCAGAACCGGGAGAGAGUGACCUGCACGCGUCUGUACUCGGCUGACAUCGUGUUCCUUCUCGAUGGCUCCUCGUCCAUCGGCCGCAGCAACUUCCGAGAGAUCCGGGGCUUCCUGGAGGGCCUGGUGCUGCCGUUCUCUGGGGCUGCGGGCGCGCAGGGCGUGCGCUUUGCAGUCGUGCAGUACAGUGAUGACCCACAGACAGAGUUUGGCCUGGACGCGUUCAGCUCGGGGGCGGAUACAAUACGGGCUAUCCGUGAGCUCUCUUACAAGGGGGGCAACACCCGCACUGGAGCCGCGAUCCUCCAUGUGGCCGACCACAUCUUCCUGCCCCAGCUGGCUCGGCCCGGCGUCUCCAAGGUCUGCAUCCUCAUCACAGAUGGGAAGUCCCAGGACCUGGUGGACACCGCGGCCCAGAGGCUGAAGGGGCAGGGCGUCAAGCUGUUUGCUGUCGGGAUCAAGAACGCCGAUCCGGAGGAGCUGAAGCGGGUUGCCUCCCAGCCCACCAGCGAUUUCUUCUUCUUCGUCAAUGACUUCAGCAUCUUAAGGACCUUGCUGCCCCUUGUCUCCCGUCGUGUCUGCACGACGGCGGGCGGUGUGCCUGUGACCCUGCCUUCUGAUGACGUGCCCUCUGGCCCACGGGAACUGGUGCUGUUGGAGGCGGGCAGUCAAUUUCUCCGAGUACAGUGGACGGUGGCCAGCGGCCCUGUGACUGGCUACAAGGUCCAGUACGCUCCUUUGACCGGACUGGGGCAGCCAUUGCCGGGCGAGCGGCGAGAGGUGAGCGUCCCAGCAGAUGAGACCAGCAUCCGGCUACAGGGCCUCCGGCCGCAGACCGAAUACCAGGUCACCGUGGUUGCUCUCUACGCCAACAGCAUUGGGGAGGCCGUGAGCAUGACAGCUCGGACCACUGCCCUGGAGGGGCCGCAGCUGACCAUCCAGAACACCACAACCCACAGCCUCCUGGUGGCCUGGGGGCCUGUCCCGGGUGCCACUGGCUACCGAGUGAGCUGGCGGGACCUUAGCGGUGGGGCUGCCGAGCACCAGGAGCUGAGUGGGGGGCAGCGGUCAGUGUUGCUGAGGGGCCUGAAGCCUGGCACAGAGUAUGAGGUGACCGUGAGCGCACUGCUUGGCCGCACAGUGGGGCCUGCCACCACCCUCACUGCCCGCACCGACACCUCCAUCGAGCAGACUCUGUAUCCGGUCAUUCUGGGACCCACGUCCAUCCUGCUGUCCUGGAAACUGGUGCCGGAGGCCCGAGGCUAUCGGCUGGAGUGGAGGCGGGGCCUCAGCUGACCUGACUGCGCCGGCCCUCUAGGUUUAGAGCCGCCCAAUAAGGUGGGGCUUCCUGCUGACGUGAGCAGCUACAAGCUGGAGGGGCUGCAGCCGGGCACGGAGUACCGCCUCACGCUCUACACCCUGCUGGAGGGCCGAGAGGUGGCCACGCCCGCGGCUGUGGUCCCCACUGGUGAGGAGCUGCCCGUGGGCCCGGUGACAGACCUACAAGCGAUCGAGUUGCCUGGGCAACGAGUGCGGGUGUCUUGGAGUCCUGUGCCCGGGGCCACCGAGUACCGGAUCACUGUGCGCAGCAUCCAGGGGGUUGAGAGGACACUGGUGCUUCCCCGGAGUCAGACGAACUUCGACUUGGAUGACGUCCGGGCGGGGCUCAGCUAUACCGUGCGGGUGUCUGCUCGAGUGGGCACCCGAGAGGGUGAUGCCAGUGUCCUCACUGUGCGCCGCGAGCCCGAGACCACGCUUGCCGUCCCAGGGCUGCGGGUUGUGGCGUCAGAUGCCACACGAGUGAGGGUGGCCUGGGGACCUGUGCCAGGAGCCAGUGGAUUUCGAGUCAGCUGGAGGACCGGCAGUGAUCAGACGUACAGCCAGAUACUGUCAGCAGACUCUACCAUCACAGACAUCACAGGGCUACGGCCUGGGACCUCCUACCAAGUGGCCGUGUCGGCUCUGCGUGGGAGAGAAGAAGGCUCCCCAGUGACCAUUGUGGCUCAAACUGAACCACUGGGCCCAGUAAGGACCAUCCACGUGACUCAGACAGGCAGCUCAUCUGUCACCAUCAACUGGACCAGAGUUCCUGGGGCCACUGGAUACCGGAUCUCCUGGCGCUCAGGGCAUGGUCCUGAGAGGUCCCAGUUGGUCUCCGGGGAAGACACGGUGGCCGAGCUGGACGGGCUGAAGCCAGACAGCGAGUACACAGUGCAUGUGCGGGCCCACGUGGCUGGCGUGGAUGGGGCUCCUGCCUCUGUGGUUGUUAGGACCGCCCCUGAACCCGUGGGCAGGGUCUCCAACCUGCAGAUCCUCAACGCGUCCAGUGACGUCUUGCGGGUCACCUGGGUGGGCGUCGACGGAGCCACACACUACAGACUGUCCUGGGGCCGGAGUGAGGGUGGCCCCACGCAAGAGCAGCUACUGCCGGGAAACGUGGACUCUGCGGAGAUCCGGGGCCUGGAAGGCGGCGUCAGCUACUCGGUGCGCGUAACUGCGCUGGUUGGGGAUCGCGAGGGCGCGCCCGUCUCCGUCGUCGUCACCACACCCCCUGAGGCGCCCCCCGCCCUGAGGACCCUGUGGGUCGUGCAGCGCGGAGAGCACUCUUUGAGGCUGCGCUGGGAGCCGGUGCCUGGGGCUCUCGGCUACCUCCUGCGCUGGGGACCUGAGGGUGGCCAGCAGCAGGUCCAGCAGCUGGGCCCUGAGUCCAGCAGCUACCACUUGGAUGGACUGGAACCAGGGACACUGUACCAUGUGUGGCUAAGCGUCCUGGGGCCAGCUGGAGAAGGGCCCCCCACUGAGGUGACUGCGCACACUGAGUUACCUCAAGUCCCAAGGACUGACCUGCGGGUGGUGGGAGCCUCAAUAGACUCCGUGACCCUGGCCUGGACCCCGGUGUCCAGGGCAUCCAGCUACAUUUUGUCCUGGCGACCACUCAGAGACCUUGGUCAAGAGGUGCCCGGGACCCCGCAGACACUGCCGGGAGUCUCAAACUCCCAGCGGGUGACUGGCCUGGAGCCUGGUGUCUCCUACGUCUUCUCCCUGACACCCAUCCAGGACGGCGUGCGGGGCCCAGAGGCCUCUGUCACACACCACCCAGGGUGCCCCCAGGGCUUCAUGGACGUGGUGUUCGUGGUGCAUGCCACUCGGGACAAUGCUCACCGCUCGGAGGCCAUCAAGAGGGCUCUGGAGCGUCUGGUGUCUGCACUCGGGCCCCUGGGGCCUCAGGCGGUCCAGGUUGGCCUCCUGUCCUAUAGUCACCGGCCUUCCCCACUGUUCCCGCUGAACGGUUCCCAUGAUCUUGGAACCAUCUUGCAGAAGAUCCGUGACAUCCCCUAUGUAGACCCCAGCGGGAACAAUCUGGGCGCCACCGUGGUGACAACUCAGAGGCACCUGUUGGCACCGGACGCUCCCGGGCGCCGCCGGCAUGCCCCUGGGGUGAUGGUUCUGCUGGUGGAUGAACCCCUGAGAGGCGACAUCUUUGGUCCCAUCCGUGAGGCCCAGGCUGCUGGGCUCAGCGUGAUGAUCCUGGGCCUGGCAGGAGCUGACCCUGAGCAGCUGCGUCGCUUGGUGCCAGCCACGGACCCUGCACAGACUUUCUUUGCUGUGGAUGAUGGCCCGAGUCUGGACCGGGCUGUCAGUGGGCUGGCAGCAGCCCUGUGCCAGGCAGCAUCAGGCACACAGCCACAGCCAGGACCUUGCACGGUUCAGUGUCCCAAGGGCCAGAAGGGCGAGCCUGGUGAGAUUGGCCUGACAGGACACGCUGGGUCCCCUGGUCUCCCGGGCAGGGCUGGUGCCCCAGGGCCCCGGGGACCCCCCGGAAGCACCAUUGCACAAGGAGAGAGGGGCCUCCCUGGAGUGGAUGGGCCUCCAGGCAGCCCUGGCCGCGCUGGGCCUCCCGGGACCCCAGGCCCAAAGGGUUCCCCAGGGUGGCCUGGCCCUCGCGGAGAGACGGGAGAUCGAGGGCCCCGAGGCCCGAAAGGGGAGCCGGGGGAGCCUGGACGUGUGACUGGAGGCGAGGGCCCGGGGCUUCCUGGACAGAAAGGAGACCUCGGCCUACCGGGUCCCCCUGGACCUCGAGGCCCAUUGGGGGAUCCGGGCCCCCGUGGGCCCCCAGGACUUCCUGGGACAUCAUUGAAGGGGGACAAAGGUGAUCGUGGGGAACGGGGGCCUCCUGGACCAGGGCAUGGUGGCACUGCUAUAGGGGAUCCGGGACUGCCGGGCCUCCCUGGAAGCCCUGGACCUCAAGGCCCAGCGGGCCCCUCUGGAGAGAAAGGAGAGAAGGGGGACUGUGAGGACGGGGCCCCAGGCCUCCCAGGACAACCUGGAACCCCAGGUCAGCGGGGCCCACGAGGACCUCCUGGAGAUGUGGGCCCCAAAGGUGAUCAGGGGCUGACAGGGGACGUGGGUGAAUCCGGAGAAAAGGGUGAACGCGGAUCCCCUGGACCAGUGGGGCCCCAGGGGCUGCCGGGGGCUGCAGGGCGGCCCGGACCAGAGGGUCCUGAGGGCCUACCAGGACCUAUUGGCCGCCGAGGAGAGAAGGGGGAGCCUGGUCCCCCUGGGGACCCUGCAGUGUUGGGGCCUACGGGUGCUGGAGCCAAAGGGGAGAAGGGAGAAGUGGGGCCCAUUGGGCUCAGAGGACCUGCUGGAGUCAAAGGGGAGCGGGGACCACCAGGGUUGGUUCUUCCUGGAGACCCUGGCCCCAAGGGGGACCCUGGAGACCGGGGUCCCAUCGGCCUCACCGGGAGAGCAGGGCCCCCGGGUGACUCGGGGCCUUCUGGAGAGAAGGGAGACCCUGGGCGGACUGGGUCCCCUGGACCUGUUGGCCCCCGAGGACGAGAUGGCGAAGUUGGAGAGAAAGGUGACGAGGGCCCUCAGGGGGACCCGGGCUUGCCAGGAAAAGCCGGAGAGCGUGGCCUUCGGGGGAUCCCCGGAGUGAGGGGGCCUGCAGGGGAUAAAGGGGACCAGGGAGAUCCUGGAGAGGAUGGACGGAAUGGCAGCCCUGGACCUUCUGGACCCAAGGGAGACCGCGGGGAGCCAGGUCCCCCAGGACCCCCUGGACAUCUGGUAGACACAGGGCCUGGAGCCAGAGAGAAGGGAGAGCCUGGAGACCCUGGACAGGAGGGUCCUCGAGGACCCAAGGGUGACCCCGGACCCCCGGGGGCCCCUGGGGAAAGGGGCGUCAGUGGACUUCGGGGGCUCCUGGGCCCACAGGGCGACCCAGGGGUCCGCGGCCCAGCGGGUGAAAAGGGGGACCGGGGCCCUCCUGGGCUGGAUGGCCGCAGUGGGCUCGAUGGGAAACCCGGAGCCGCUGGCCCGCCCGGGCAGCACGGAAUCGCGGGCAAAGCUGGGGACCCAGGAAGAGAUGGGCUUCCGGGCCUCCGAGGAGAGCAGGGGCCACUUGGCCCCCCUGGACCUCCUGGAGCACAGGGAAAAGCAGGCGAGGAUGGCAAGCCUGGCCUGAAUGGGAAAAACGGAGAAGCCGGGGACCCUGGAGAAGAUGGGAGGAAGGGAGAGAAAGGCGAUUCAGGUGCCCCAGGGAGAGAUGGUUACGAAGGCCCCAAAGGUGAGCGUGGAGCUCCGGGUAGCCCUGGACUCCAGGGCGCCCCAGGCCUCCCAGGGCAGGUUGGCCCCCCUGGCCAGGGUUUCCCCGGCGUCCCAGGAAACUCGGGCCCCAAGGGUGACCGUGGGGAGAGUGGCCCCAAAGGAGAACAGGGCCUCCCUGGAGAGCGUGGCCUGAGGGGAGAACCUGGAAGCUUGGGGAAUGUGGAGCGAUCAUUGGAGGCCGUUGGCAUCAAGGUGUCUGCUCUGCGAGAGAUCGUGGACAUCUGGGACGAGAGCUCCGGCAGCUUCCCAUCUGGGGUUGAGCGGCGGCGUGGCCCCAAGGGGGAGCCAGGAGAUCGGGGGCCCCUGGGCAAGGAGGGCCCCAUAGGCUUUCCUGGAGAGCGAGGCAUGAAGGGUGAUCGUGGAGACCCUGGUCCUCAGGGACCACCAGGUCUGGCUCUUGGGGAAAGGGGCUCCCCUGGGCCUGCUGGCCUUGCAGGGGAACCUGGAAAGCCUGGGAUUCCUGGAGUUCCUGGCCGGGCUGGAAGUUCGGGGGAAGCAGGCCGGCCAGGAGAGAGGGGCGAGCGUGGAGAGAAAGGUGAACGUGGAGAGCAGGGCAGAGACGGCCCUCCUGGCCCUCCUGGGCCCCCCGGCCCCAAGGUGGCGGUGGACAAACCCGGCCCUGGACUCCUUGGACAACAAGGGCCCCCUGGCCUCAAAGGCACUAAGGGGGAGCCAGGCAACGAUGGUGACCGAGGCACCAAAGGAGACAGGGGUGUCCCGGGCACCAAGGGAGAUCGGGGAGAGCUUGGAGAGAGGGGUCACCCUGGCAGCCCGGGUGUCCCAGGAGAGCGCGGCGUGGCUGGGCCUGAAGGGAAGCCGGGCCUGCAGGGUGAGAGGGGAGCACCUGGCCCUAUGGGUGGCCAUGGAGACCCCGGCCCACCUGGUGCUCCAGGUCUCGCUGGGCCUGCUGGCCCCCAGGGACCUUCUGGGCUGAAGGGGGAGCCCGGAGAGACAGGACCACCAGGACGGGGCCUCCCUGGACCUACUGGGGCUGUGGGACUGCCAGGACCCCCCGGCUCCUCAGGCCUGGUGGGCCCGCAGGGGGCACCAGGCUUGCCCGGACAAGUGGGGGAGACGGGGAAGCCCGGAGCCCCAGGGCGAGAUGGCACCAGUGGAAAGGACGGUGAGAGAGGAGCCCCUGGUGUGCAGGGAACACCAGGCCUGCCAGGCCCUGUUGGACCCAAAGGAGAGCCUGGACCCAUGGGGCCCCCUGGACAGGAGGUGGUUGGACUCCCUGGAGCAAAAGGAGAGAAGGGAGCCCCCGGAGGACUUGCUGGAGACCUGGUGGGCGAGCCGGGACCCAAAGGCGACCGAGGACUACCAGGGCCUCGGGGGGAGAAGGGUGACACCGGACGUGCAGGGGAGCCUGGAGAUCCUGGGGAAGAUGGUCAGAAGGGAGCCCCAGGACUGAAAGGUUACAAGGGUGACCCAGGUGUCGGCAUGCAGGGUGCUCCUGGGCCGAUUGGUGCUCCCGGUAUGAAGGGAGACUUGGGCCUCCCCGGCCCCCCCGGCCCUCCUGGUGUCGUGGGGUUCCCUGGUCAGACAGGCCUUCGAGGAGAGACAGGCCAGCCAGGUCUUAGCGGAGAGCGGGGGCUGGCAGGCACCCCGGGAAGAGAAGGAGCCCCAGGCCCUGUGGGGCCCCCUGGCCCCCCGGGCUCAGUGGGAGCACCAGGGGCCUCUGGAUUCAAAGGAGACAAGGGAGACCCUGGAGCAGGACUGCCGGGAGCCCGGGGAGAGCGAGGGGAGCCAGGCGUCCGGGGUGAAGACGGCCGGCCCGGUCAGGAGGGCCCUCGAGGACUCGUGGGCCCCCCAGGCAGCCGUGGGGAGCGUGGGGAGAAGGGCGAUGCUGGCUCUGCGGGCUUAAAGGGCGACAAGGGCGACUCCGCCGUGAUCGUGGGGCCUCCGGGGCCACAAGGUGCCAAGGGAGACACAGGCGAACGAGGGCCUCGGGGCAUAGAUGGCGACAAAGGACCUCGGGGAGACAUCGGGAUCCCUGGAGAGAAGGGCACCAAGGGGGAAUCUGGGGACAAGGGCUCUGCUGGGUCGCUGGGAGUUCGUGGACCCGUGGGACCCAAGGGAGAACCCGGUGCUGAAGGGAUCCCUGGUGACCUGGGACCCCCAGGGAAAGAUGGAGUCCCUGGAGUCCGGGGGGACAAAGGAGAGGCCGGCUUCAUGGGUCCCCGGGGCCUCAAGGGUGAGCGUGGGGUGAAGGGGGCCUGCGGCCUCGAUGGAGAGAAGGGAGACAAGGGAGAAGCUGGUUUCCCAGGUCGCCCUGGGCUAGCGGGACGCAAAGGAGAGACGGGGGAGCCAGGCAUGCCCGGCCAAUCAGGGGCCUCUGGAAAGGAGGGCCUGAUCGGCCCCAAGGGCGACCGAGGCUUUGAUGGGCAGCUGGGACCCAAGGGUGACCAGGGCGAGAAAGGGGAUCGGGGACCCCCAGGAAUGGGGGGCUUCCCAGGCCCCCGGGGCACAGAUGGCUCUAGUGGUCCACCUGGGCCACCUGGCAGUGCUGGUCCCAAAGGUCCGGAAGGGCUUCAAGGCCAGAAGGGUGAGCGGGGACCCCCGGGAGAGAGUGUGGUGGGGGCCCCUGGAGCUCCUGGGACCCCGGGCGAAAGAGGGGAGCAGGGACGGCCGGGGCCCGCUGGUCCCCGAGGAGAGAAAGGAGAGGCCGCAUUGACCGAGGCUGACAUCCGGGGCUUUGUGCGGCAGGAGAUGAGUCAGCACUGUGCUUGCCAGGGCCAGUAUGUGGCGUCAGGAUCACGGCCCCUCCCUAGCUACGCCGCAGACACUGCUGGCCCCCAGCCCCAGCAUGUGCCCGUGCUCAGGGUCUCUCAUGCAGAGGUGGAAGGCCGGCUGCCCCCCGAGGAUGAUGAGUUCUCGGAAUACUCGGAGUAUGAGGUGGAGGGGUACGAGGACCUGGAAGAGGCUGCCUGGGAGAGUGCAGACCCCUGCUCGCUGCCACUGGACGAGGGCGCCUGUGCGGCCUACACUCUGCGCUGGUAUCACCGGGUAGGGGCAGGGGGCCCAGGAGCCUGCCGGCCCUUCGUCUACGGCGGCUGCGGGGGCAACGCCAACCGUUUUGGGACCCGCGAGGCUUGUGAGCACCGCUGCCUGCCUCGGGUGCUCCAGAGCCAGGGCGCAGGUGCCGAGGCGCAGACCGCAAACUGAUGUUCGUCCUGGAGGAGUCUUGGCCCCCUCCCCUUGGUGCUAGAGGCCUGUGUGCACGUGGGCGUGCGUGUGCAUGUGUCCGUUAUUUCAGGGACUCGGUCCCCGUGGGUGGGUCUGGCCUUGCCCCCUGUGGACAAACCCCCAUUGUGGUUCCUGCUCCCUGGCACUGACUCACUGUGGGGGUUGGCUAUGGCGGAGAGCGGACAUGACUGGCGUCUGACCCGCCCUGUGACCCAAGCCUGUGAUGACAUGGUGCUGAUUCUCGGUGGGGAGGGGGGGCAUUAAAGC